GGAAAAUUAAAGAUCAUAAAAGAUGGUAGAGGUAGACCCAGUUUUUGUGCAAGCAGCAGAACACAGACCAAAAGCUUCAAUAACCAUAGCCGAAGGAAUCCCUUUAAUUGAUCUGUCUCCCAUAAACUACCAAGAUGAUGAAGAAGCCACAAGAUUGAAAUCAUCAUCACCAGUUUGGAAUAUUAUUGAAGAAAUAGGGAGAGCAUGCAAAGAAUGGGGUUUCUUUCAGGUGAUCAAUCACAAGGUACCUUUAGAGAAGAGGCAGAGGAUUGAAGAUGCUGCGAAGAAGUUCUUUGGUCUUAGUUUGGAGGAGAAGCUGAAGGUUAGAAGGGAUGAUAGGAACGUGCUUGGUUACUUUGAAGCAGAGCAUACCAAGAACGUUAGGGAUUGGAAGGAGAUUUAUGAUUUCAAUGUUCAACAACCUACUUUCAUUCCACCAUCUCAUGAUCAUCAUCAUGAUGACAUAAAUAUUCAGUUUCAUUGGGAUAAUCGUUGGCCUCUCAAUCCUCCUCACUUUAGAGAAGCAUGCGAAGACUAUGCAGAAGAAGUGGAGAAACUAGCCUAUAAGCUGAUGGAACUGAUUGCACUGAGCUUAGGGUUAGCACCAAAUAGGUUCCGUGGCUUCUUCAAACACAACACAAGUAAUAUCAGACUGAAUCAUUAUCCACCUUGCCCUUACCCUCAUUUGGCACUUGGUCUUGGGCGCCACAAGGACACUGGAGUGUUAACUGUGCUUAAUCAAGAUGAUGUUGGUGGUCUUCAAGUUAGACGAAAAUCUGAUGGAGAGUGGAUCACAGUCAAACCCAUUUCCAAUUCUUUCAUCAUCAAUGUUGGUGAUAUGAUUCAGGUUUGGAGCAAUGAUGCAUAUGAAAGUGUAGAGCACAGGGUGAUGGUAAACUCAGAGAGAGACAGGUUUUCCAUUCCAUUCUUCUUGAAGCCAGCAUUGUACACUGAUGUGGAACCUCUACAAGAGUUGAUAAACGACAUGAACCCUCCAAAGUAUAAAGCAAUCAACUGGGGCAAGUUCCGCAUUGCAAGAAUGAGAAGUAAUUUUACUAAGUCCAAUGUUGAAAAUCUCCAAAUUUAUCACUUCAAGUUGUCCCCGUAACUUAGUCUCAACUUCAUAUUUCACUACAACAAUAUAGUAGUAGAAGCAUAUACAGGUGCUGAGUAAAAAUACCAAAGGAUAAGAGAUGGAAGUGUUGUAAUUUGAUGCAGAUUUGGUGGUGUUAGCCUAUAAAUAAUGAAAUUAAAAAAAAAAGUUUGAAGGUAUAGAAUCUGUUAGAAGGGUAAC
Arachis duranensis is the source of this 1294-nucleotide messenger RNA. RefSeq names its product jasmonate-induced oxygenase 4. Lineage: Eukaryota; Viridiplantae; Streptophyta; Magnoliopsida; Fabales; Fabaceae. The transcript has 3 exons. The record is from RefSeq and is a predicted model, not a curated record. The coding region runs from base 23 to 1108 and encodes 361 amino acids. Gene Ontology annotation, molecular function: dioxygenase activity.